CCCCGCGCCGCCCGAGUGGGAGCCACGCUGGAGGAGGGCCCUGCGCGGCAAGGAGAACAAGGGGUCUGUGGAAAUCAUGAGAAAGGACUUGAAUGAUGCCCGGGACCUACAUGGCCAGGCAGAGUCUGCAGCUGCCGUGUGGAAGGGACAUGUGAUGGACCGUAGGAAGAAGGCCUUGACUGACUACAGGAAGCUGCGGGCCUUCUUUGAGGAGGAGGAGGAACACUUUCUGCAAGAGGCUGGGAAGGAGGAAAGCACCCCAGAAGACGAGCUGGCUGACCCGGCUGAGCGGUUCCGGUCUCUGCUGCAGGCUGUGUUGGAGCUAGAGAAGAAACACCGCAGCCUGGGCCUGAGCAUGCUGCUGCAGUGAAGGCACUGACCUAGCUGGUUCCCCCUGUGCCUGAGGGCAGAAGGGACCAUCCUGCAUAGCUGGCCCGCAGCAGCCCUCAGGGUCCCUUCUGCCACCGUCUCCUGCCACCCUGGAAGGAGCCACUGAAGCAGCACCAUUGCCCGAAGGUCCAGGUCUCAGCUAAGCGUUGUUUUCCCCUUCUCAAGCUAUGUGCCAGGCUCCACCACUGCCCAUGAAGUCUGGUCUAAAGCCCUCCCCAGUGAAUCUCCUCCUUACCUGCCCGCACAGCCUGGCACCUGGUAUGCUGGGCCAUCUUUGUGGUACCCAGGAUGGGCUGGUCAUAGGCUGUUCUUCCCCAGGUGAGGGCACACAGGCUUUGAGGCUGGUGCCAGGGGAGGGUCACAUGGUGGAUGUCACCUAUUCUUUCAGGAAGGGAAGGAAGGAAUGGCAUGCUCUUGGCCUUUCUGAGGGUCUUCCCUUGGGUCCUGCUGUAAUUUAUGCUCAGAGCCCUAGCCCUGGUCUCCACUUAGACCGUCUCUCUUAGCUUGUGCCCCUUGGGUGCUGUCGGUGAUCCCAAAGCAUUCCCAUUCCCUCCUCCCCUUCUCCAGUGGAAGGGACCCUUUUCCCAGGGAGGGGCAGGGGGCGGUUCCCCCUGACAUCUCCAGGCCUACCCUGGGGUAUCACCCUGCUGUGUCCUUGGCUGCUUCUUGUUUCUGGUUUCCUCAGGUAGAUGGGGUUCACCAUAUGCAUGAUGUAGCCAUUGUACCACUCACUGCCUGCAGCAUUGUGUGUAGAUCAGCCCAGAUGACAAAAACCUAGCCUGGAAUGCACAGUCACCAGGCCAGGGACACAGAUGCAAAUUUGAGUUUAGAUUCACUGUAGCAUGUGAUUCAGGGCUUGUUGGGUGCAGAUGGGGCUGUUUUGGGGGAUAGUUCCCAUCCUAAGGAAUCCCUGGGCUCGGAUGUGGUCACUGUAUCCAACCUGCUUCUGUAAGCUGGGCUCUCAGAUCUGAAUAAAGUGGGUUUUCUCCA
Molecule: messenger RNA, 1380 nt
Organism: Fukomys damarensis (Damara mole-rat)
Lineage: Eukaryota; Metazoa; Chordata; Mammalia; Rodentia; Bathyergidae
Gene: Rnf187
Product: ring finger protein 187
Exons: 4
Coding region: 77-370 (97 amino acids)
Source: RefSeq, a predicted model, not a curated record